GGCAAAAGCAUUUAUAUUCCUUCUCGCGGCACUGCCGACUUCAAGCAGUCUGCUCGGUGUUGCACUUGAAGAUUUUCCUCGGGUCUGCAAGUCAAUUUGGAGCAGAUAGGACAGCAGGUUUCUUUCUUUUUUGACCACUCUGUUUGAAACCAGUCGUGGCUUUUAAAAAGUUGUAGCAGUCAAACUAGGAUCCUGGUCGGUCCUGCAAGAACCAGCGACCUCAGCAGAACUACAAACAGAAAAAUGUCUGCAACAUCACUCUUAUCCGCUUUUUACGACAUCGAGUUGCUUUGCAAGCAAAGCGAGAAUUCCUUCAACAUGAACAACCUAAACCAGUACAGUAUGCUGGAGAAGCAGCCGGUCGCUAUUGCAGCGAAUACUUCCAGCAGCAGCACUAACUCUUACACCCCUGGGUUCAUCCGGCGAAACUCCAGCAGCAAUCUGCAGGCUCUGGUCAAUUCCUCCAAGUACCCCAACAAUUCCUACAGCAACAGUAAAGAGACCACGACCAGCGCCCCCGCUACCACUGCUCAGAUGAACAAGGAGAACAGGUUCCGGGACCGCUCCUUCAGCGAGAACGGAGAGCGCAGCCAGCAGCUGGAGGCGCAGAUCCAGCAGCAGAAAGCCGGCUCUCAGAUCAACUCCACCCGCUACAAAACCGAGCUCUGCCGGCCCUUUGAGGAGAGCGGCGCCUGCAAGUACGGUGAGAAGUGUCAGUUUGCCCACGGGUACCACGAACUCAGGAGCCUGUCACGCCACCCCAAGUACAAAACCGAGCCCUGCCGCACUUUUCACACCAUUGGGUUCUGCCCCUACGGACCACGGUGCCACUUCAUCCACAACGCUGACGAGAGGAGACCGGCCCCUUGCAAUGCUAACAGCGCCGUGCAAGGGCUUGCCCUGCAGGCGAACGAGCUGUGUGGUUACAGUCAAAGGGACGGCAUGCAGCACCAGCACACGAGUUUCAGUCAAAGGGACAGACCAAAGCUACACCACAGCUUGAGCUUUUCAGGCUUUUCCAGCCAUCACGGACUUGAAUCGCAGCUGGUGGACAGCCCCACGUCCCGCACCCCACCGCCCCCUUCCACGUCCUCCUCCUCCUCCUCCUCCUCCUCCUCCUCAUCCUCCUCGUCUUCUUCCUCAUCCACGCUCUACGAAGACAUGCUGUCCCCCAGCUCGCUGUCCUGUGCCAACAACGCCUUCUCUUUCCCCAGACAGGAGCUGAGGAACCUUCUCGCCCCUCUGGCUAUACAGACCCACAACAGUGCCUAUUACAUGAACCACCACCAUGCCGGCGCGUGCCCCCCUUCCCCGCCGUGCAACAUGAGUCACUUGCAGUCGCUGAGACGCCUGUCCGAGUCGCCCGUGUUCGACUCCCCGCCGAGCCCUCCAGACUCCCUCUCGGACCGCGAGAGCUACGCCAGCGGGUCCCGAAGCUCUUCUGGGAGUCUGAGCGGCUCUGAGUCUCCAAGCUUGGAGUCCGGAAAGCGUCUGCCAAUCUUCAGCAGGCUGUCUAUUUCUGACGAUUAGACGUUGUGUUUAAAAAAUAAAUGACGUUUUAUCUUCUAAAAUCCACCAUUUUGUCUUUAAGAAAUCUACCACUCUCCCUUUUGUGACGACACCAGUAACGACAAAAAUAAAUAAAUAAAUAAACAAGAUCAGUUUAAUACUUUUUGUAUUAGGGUAAAAUUUCCGAAAUGUUGUGGACAUGGCAUUAGAUAUUUUCCUUUUAUAUAGAAAGAGUUUAACAUCAACAGAAGGCAUUCCAUCACCGAUACUUAAGAACUAUACACAAUAAGAAAAAACAAGAAUCAACUAUAAACUACGGUCUUUUCUAGCAAGCACGAAUAAAACGUCAGUUUAUUAAGGGAAAGCAAAAACACCAGGUCUAUUCCACCUGUGGUGACUUUUAAAAAGAAAUGCAACAAACAUCCUGCCAAGAAUAUGCCUUUUUUUGUCAAAAGACUUUUACAUUUUUUUUGUCAAAAGACUUGCAUUUUUGUGUGUGUGUGUGCGUAAAAAGCUGAACUUUCAUUCCAAAACUUUGUUCUGUGUUCUAGUGCCGCCACCCAGUGGCAAGGUAUGGCUUGAACAUCCACGUUUCUACUGUUAAUUUGUUGUUGUUAAAAGCACUCGGUUCUUGGUGUCAAGCUAGUUGUUUGGGGAUAACUGCUGAUUUGUUGAAUUAUUAUUAUUAUUAUUAUUAUUAUUAUUAUUAUUAGCAGUUUUGAGUUGAUUGCAUAGCAUUGCACACAGCUUGCUAUGAAAACUAUUUAACUUAUUUAUUGUCUUGUGAAAAGUAUAGGCUACAUUGAUAACUGUCCAUACCGUAUUUCUUGAGUAUGAUGAAAGCAAUAGAUAUAUAUUCUUUUAUUAUGUUUAAAUUAUGAUUGCCAUUAUUAAUCUUCAGAAUGUGGAGUGUGAUUGUUCUUUUCACAGUAAUAUAUGAUUUUUUUUUUUUGUAACUUCACUUGGUUAUUUUAUUGUAAAUGAGUAAAAAAAAAAAAAAAAAACAGAAUCUUAAUUUAAGAGUGUCAUAUUUAUUUCAUUAAUUUUGUUUCCUUGUUUACGUAAAACAAAUGUAAAGAUUGCAUGGUUUCUACGUUCUUUAGAAAUCAGGUCUUCGUGCUGUGGAAGUAGUUAUUGUGGAUCUCUCUACAUUUGUGUGUAGAAUGUGAAAGUAGCAAAACAUGGUUGAUAGGCCAUCCAAAAAUAACUCAGAAGAUGUAAACUAGUCUUACGCUUUCUUAUAAGCCCAGACGUCAAA
Messenger RNA from Acipenser ruthenus (sterlet), 2767 nucleotides. RefSeq names its product mRNA decay activator protein ZFP36L2-A-like. The record is from RefSeq and is a predicted model, not a curated record. Gene Ontology annotation, molecular function: mRNA binding; metal ion binding. The transcript has 2 exons. The coding region runs from base 244 to 1530 and encodes 428 amino acids. Lineage: Eukaryota; Metazoa; Chordata; Actinopteri; Acipenseriformes; Acipenseridae.